AGUCGCAUAUCAAUCAUUGCAAACAUUCGACAAGCAAAUAUGGCUGCGGCAGUUGAGAGUGUCGUGAAAGUGCUCGGUGAGCAGUACUACAAAGAUGCCAUGGAGCAGUGCCACAACUAUAAUGCCCGCCUCUGUGCGGAGAGGAGCAUCCUAAUGCCCUUCCUCGACUCCCAGACGGGGGUGGCCCAGAGCAACUGCUACAUCUGGAUGGAAAAAAGACACAGGAGUCCAGGCACAGCCCCAGGACAGCUGUAUACAUAUCCUGCCCGCCGCUGGAGGAAAAAGAGAAGGGCCCACCCUCCCGAGGACCCUGCUCUGGCGUUCCCGCCUCUGAAAGCAGCUGAGCUGGAGUUGGGCCUGAAGAAGGACGUGAUGCCCCCUCUGGACGGCAGUAGUCUGGAGGCCUUGCUGAAGGGGGAGCCCCUGGACAAGAGGGGCACCCCCGAGCUCCGGGAUACAGAGGAGACAGCCAGCGCGGCCGAGAUCACAGCCACGCCAAGCCACACCGUCUCCACACGCAUACGGAAGAGGAUCCUGGAGCCUGAUGACUACCUGGAUGAUCUGGAUGAUGAGGACUUUGAGGAUGAGACCCCCAAGAGAAGGGGCAAAGGGAAGUCCAAGGGCCGUGGCGUUGGAAACGGAAAGAAGAAACAGGAGGCGUCGGCAGCCGCCAUGGAGGAUCGAGACAAGCCGUACGCCUGUGACAUCUGUGGGAAGCGGUACAAGAACCGGCCGGGCCUGAGCUACCACUACACCCACUCUCACCUGGCAGACGAGGAGGGGGAGGACAAGGAGGAUGAGAUACACACCCCAGUCCCACGCCACGAGACCAAGACCCCUAAGAAAGGACCCAAUGGAUUGGCCCUGCCCAAUGAUUACUGUGAUUUCUGCCUGGGGGAUUCCAACAUGAACCAGAAGACUGGACAGUCUGAGGAACUGGUGUCAUGUUCAGACUGUGGACGCUCUGGUCACCCGUCCUGCCUGCAGUUCACACCGGUUAUGAUGGCCGCGGUGAAGACCUACCGCUGGCAGUGCAUCGAGUGCAAGUGCUGUAACGUCUGCGGAACAUCUGAAAAUGACGACCAGCUCCUGUUCUGUGAUGACUGUGACAGAGGAUACCAUAUGUACUGCCUCUCCCCUCCCAUGGCUGACCCGCCUGAAGGAAGCUGGAGCUGUCACCUAUGUCUGGACCUGCUCAAGGACAAGGCCUCCAUCUAUCAGCAGACCACUCACCUGUAUCCUAGCAACCGCCUCCCUGUCUCUACCUCUGCUGCAUCUCCACACAAGGACUACUGA
This is a messenger RNA of Clupea harengus (Atlantic herring), 1296 nucleotides long. RefSeq names its product D4, zinc and double PHD fingers family 2, like (gene dpf2l). Gene Ontology annotation, cellular component: nBAF complex. The record is from RefSeq and is a predicted model, not a curated record. Gene Ontology annotation, biological process: nervous system development. NCBI's taxonomy places the organism in Eukaryota, Metazoa, Chordata, Actinopteri, Clupeiformes, Clupeidae.